CUCAAGCUCCACGAUCAGACUCCCAUGGACCCCUUCUCCUUCGACUGGAAUGAGACUGACGCCUGUAUCGAUGAUGCUCCCCUCAACCUCCUGUGGGAUGAUGCGCAACAUGUCCAGUCCAUGUCAGCAUACAUCAAGCAGGAUCCCCGGGACUCGCUCGACUCGCCUACCGACUUCCUGAUAGACGCUGUCAAGUAUGACAAGACCGACGACUGGUCUGCUAGCCCAUCUCCGACCGGCCACAACAGGCCUCGUAGGACACGAUGUUGGACUGAAGCAGACCGGCUGAGACACCGAGACCUCUGCAAGGGCAAGACAAGACUCUCAAAGCUUGACAAGGCAGCGAUCAUCAACAUCUGGAACAGCCGAAACCGCGAUGACAGGGGUACGACCACGCAGGUCCAGAUCGCCAACAUCUUCGGCAAGAGCAAGUCUACCAUCUCCAGGCUCCUCCGCCCGUUCAAGUCUGAUGCUGACGGAGACAGUGCUGACCGGGGACAGGCCGCCGCCUCUGCUGGGUCACGAUACCACACGCGAGAGAUAGCCUUCUCGAUCAGUGCAGCAGCUUUCGGGAGGUCGACACACCACUGCAGCCUGAAGCUCCUCAUGGAUCAAUCCGACGUCCCGGUCAACGGGCUCAACGUCCUGCUCAACUACCUCGAAGCCAGCCUGGGCCUCCUACGCGACUCAUAUCACCUCUGCUACCUGGACGAGGACGAGGACGAGAUCGUGGUCACGUCCGACAACGAGCUUGGGAUAGUGAUCUCCGACUUUCCCAGCGACAGGGCUGUAGGCCUGUACCUCAAGGGAAAGUGAGGGAGGA
Molecule: messenger RNA, 823 nt
Organism: Guillardia theta CCMP2712
Lineage: Eukaryota; Cryptophyceae; Pyrenomonadales; Geminigeraceae
Exons: 1
Coding region: 25-816 (263 amino acids)
Source: RefSeq, a predicted model, not a curated record